Messenger RNA from Silurus meridionalis, 5747 nucleotides. It is a transcript of the gene lrig1, whose product is annotated as leucine-rich repeats and immunoglobulin-like domains 1. The transcript is spliced from 18 exons. The coding region runs from base 989 to 4006 and encodes 1005 amino acids. Lineage: Eukaryota; Metazoa; Chordata; Actinopteri; Siluriformes; Siluridae. The record is from RefSeq and is a predicted model, not a curated record. Gene Ontology annotation, molecular function: protein binding.
AGAGCGUUCUGUCUGAAUCGAAUAGGGGGAAAGUAAAGACAGAUGGGGGAGAAAGAGAGAGAGAGAGAGAGAGAUCUGCUGUUGGGAUCAGAAGUGAAAGAAGAAGCGUUCAAUAAUUGGUGAUCGCUCGGAUUUGGGGUUUUGUUUCUCUUUUGAGGAGAUCCAGGAGAAGCUGUACCGGUUCCUACAGACCCGGAAAGUUCCUGCGGCGUUCACACCGGAACGCUCCUGAUCUGCUGUUGGUGGUUAGAAUUCCAGAUCUAUUUCUGUAUAUGCAACAAUAAAGAGGGAGGAAAUGAUUUUUUGGGAAGGUUGAAGACUCGACCACUGGUCAUGUCUCCAUGGAGUCCGAGGACAAGAUUUCUUCCAGUUUUUUUUCGGACACACGUUACGACGGCAAAAGAAUCCGGAUUUCUCUCCAGUGUAAACACUUGUGACACUUCCUGAUUGUGGGAUUAUUUGUCUUUUUUUUCUUAUUAUAAUUUCUCAUAACCAUUGAAUCGGAUCGGAUCCAAAAUAGUCAAGAGCGCGCGCGCGCACGCACACACACACACACACACACACACGCAGAGCUCAUUUUCAACCUUUUAAGGACAACAGCUUUGGACUUGCUCUCCGCUUUGGCUUUCUCCAGUUCCUCACCAUCAUGUUAACACGUGUAACCUUUUCGUUCACUUUAGUUUUGGACCUGGGAAGAAAACACGCAAACCCACGAGUGAAACUUUGUGCGCGGAUUUGAAAGGAGUGAACGCAGGACCAGGAGCUUUUGGAAACAUUGUUGUUGAUGUUUGGCUUCCUUACAAAAAAGCCAUAUAGAAAGUAAAACACACGCACACAAACACACACACACACACACACCUGAGAUGCUUACAGGGACUUUUUGGCGUACAGGCGACUCAAUGUUGGAGAAAUAAUCGGUAGGAGAAACACGCCGGACUGGGAGCUGUGUGGAGAUCAGAUCCGAUCCGCCGAUUGAAGCGGAUACAAAAUGGCGGCGGCUCCGGGACACAUUUCACGUUAUGUGUUUUAUUCCCUCGUGGCCCUCGAACUGUUUUUGGCGCCCGGGUUGGGAUCGGCGUGUCCGCGAGAAUGCACGUGCACUUUAGACACGGCCGACUGCAGCCACCGGAAACUCACCGACUUCCCCAAAGACUUACCCGAUCAGACCGUCUAUCUAAACCUGAGCCACAACCUGCUGACGGCAGUCGAUACGGACAUCCUCAACAAUCUGCCCAACCUUAAAGAAGUGAGACUGGACCACAAUGAGCUGACAUCAAUCCCCGAGUUUGGCAGUGCCGCGCCAGCCAUCGUCACUCUCCAUCUGCACCAUAAUAAGAUUAGCAGCGUACAGGGCAGCCGUCUCCAAAACCUCACCCACCUGGAGACUCUGGAUCUGAGUAAUAAUGACAUCAUCGAUGUGAGAGAACAUUGCUUCCCUCGUGGCCUUCGUGUCCGAGAGCUGGUGCUCAGCAGUAAUAAAAUCGUACACCUGGAGUUCGGAGCGUUCAGGAACCUGAACGACACUCUGCAGGUCCUGAGGCUCGGCAGGAACCGGCUCACCCAGCUGCCUGUCAAGGGCCUCGAGCUUCCCCGACUAAUGCAGCUAGACCUGAGCAGAAACCGGUUGCGCUUGAUAGAAGGACUGACCUUUCAGGGUCUCUCCAAUCUGGAGGUGCUGAAGCUACAAAGGAACAACAUUAGCAAGCUCACGGACGGAGCGUUCUUCGGCCUGGCACGCAUGAGAUCCCUCCAUUUGGACUACAACAGCCUGAAAGAGGUGAACAGUGGCUCUCUGUAUGGCCUUCAGUCUUUGCUUCACCUCCAUCUGUCCAACAACUCAAUCUCAAGCUUCAACCCUGAGGGAUGGCGCUUCUGCGAGAGGCUGCGAGAGCUGCAUCUGGGCUAUAACAACUUGACGAAGCUGGCCGAGGGCAGUUUUGUUAAGUUGGCCAACUUGCAGACCCUUCAACUGAGCCACAACUCCAUCAGCAAUAUAGCAGAGGGGGCUUUCAGAGGGCUGACCUCCUUACGCUUACUGGAGCUUGACCACAAUGCCAUUUCUGGAACAAUCGAGGACACCAGCGGUGCCUUUGCUGGCCUGAAGAAACUCCGGAAGCUGACACUGUUCGGAAACAAAAUCAAGUCAGUGGCCAAGAAAGCCUUCUCAGGCCUUGAAGCCCUCGAGCACCUAAACCUGGGCGGAAAUGCCAUCCUUUCCAUUCUACCAGAUGCCUUCAACAACAUGAAGAACCUCCGCACACUCGAGAUCUUGAGCGAUAGUUUCCUGUGCGAUUGCCAGCUGCACUGGUUUCCUGAGUGGGUGGUGGUGCGAGAGCUCCAGGCUGGCGUCCACGCCACGUGCGCACACCCCGAAAGCCUGAACGGUACCAGCAUCUUCCAGGCUCCAACACAGAGCUUCGUUUGUGAUGACCUGCCCAAACCUCAAAUCACGGUUCACCCUGCACCCACGGCCGGAGUGUUAGGGAAGGACGUACGUUUAACGUGCACAGCGGUAAGCAGCAGCAGCUCGGCCAUGACCUUUACUUGGAGGAAAGACCAGGAGCCACUGCCACAUGCCCACGUCGAGAACUUCGCCCACUCCUCCUCCAGAGACGGGGCAGGAAUCAUGGAGUACACAACCGUCCUGCAUUUGCACAACGUCAAAUUCGAGGACGAAGGACGCUACCAGUGCGUUAUCUCCAAUAACUUUGGCUCCACCUACUCCAGCAAAGCACGCCUCAGCAUAAGUGUGCUGCCAUCAUUUGUGAAGACCCCACGUGACCUCACUAUCCGAGCUGGCGCGAAGGCUCGUCUGGAGUGCGCGGCGAAAGGUUACCCGUCUCCGCAGGUUGCCUGGCAGAAAGACGGGGGCACAGAUUUCCCGGCAGCCCGCGAGCGGCGCAUGGAGGUGAUGCCCGACGACGACGUGUUUUUCAUAAUGCACGUGAAGCCAGAGGACAUGGGUGUGUACAGCUGCACGGCCAAAAACACAGCAGGCAUGAUCUCCGCCAACGUCACGCUCACAGUGCUGGAGAUGCCCCACCUGCUGCAGGGAAUGGAGGACCGCAGUGUGGUGCUGGGCGAGGCGGUGGCACUGCAGUGCAAGGCUAUGGGGAGCCCCCCUCCCCGUAUUACAUGGUUGCGUGGCGGCGAGCCGCUGCAGCCAACCGAGCGUCACCACUUCACACACGCCAACCAGCUUCUGGUGAUCAGCAGCACCACAAUGGAGGAUGCUGGCCGCUACACUUGCGUCAUGUCCAACCCUUUGGGCACAGAGCGCGCCCAGUGCAGUCUGACUGUAAUCCAGCGACCCGGUGCCAACUGCCAUCUGAACGCAAGCUCUGGCGCAGUCACUAUAGGCAUCGUCGUAAUCGCCGUCGUGACGAGUGUUGUAGCGACCUCUUUGGUGUGGGUGUGCAUCAUCUAUCAGACGAGGAAGAAGAGUGAAGAGUGCAGCGUCAACACAGAUGAGACCAUUGUUCCUCCUGAUGUCCCGAGCUACCUGUCCUCACAGGGGACACUGUCUGAGAGGCAGGACGUGUGCAUAAGAAUAGAGUCCAGCGGAGGAUCCCAGCCUAGUGGCCACACACACAGCAAUGGGGGUUUUGAUGUUCCAGUCCUGUGUACUGACUGCAUGGAAAACAGUAGCAGUUACACCAGGCCAUCAGACUACCACUGCCAGGGCAUUACAACUCCUUCAGGCACAGAGUUCCAGCAGAUUCAGUUUCCGUCGUCCUUUGGUAGCCAUAUACCGGCCGAGGGGCACUGCAACGGCACGCCGAACGGAAUCCGGAAGGAGGCGGGGUCGCACAAGACAGACGCCGAGAGAAAAGGAUCAGUGGCCAGCGAGACGGGAAAGACAUCUCCAAAUGAGAUCCACCAUCGGCCGCUAAAGCCGACCUCUGUUCCCUCCCCCUGCACAGACACCAAGCUCAAAAAGACUCUAUUACCCAAUGGGCACACACACUUGAGUGAAACCACCCCCCUCCGGCGGGCUAGUGACUAGCACCUCGUGGAAUACCGAGCAAAAAAAAAAAAAAAAAGACUUUGUAUCGGUAUUGCUAUUUUUGUAUCCUGUUUGCACUGUGAACUGCUACCUCAAACCGAGGGGGCGCACCUGGAGCUUGUCCUGCGUCUGAUCGCGGAGUCUAGGCGUCCGGAUUUGAAGGCGAGGCUUGAACGGGGGGGCAUUUUGUGUCCCAGUCCGAGCGUUACAUCUGUACAUAGUGUUAAAAUCCUCCUUAGGGAGGUUUCGUUCACCGCUGCAAAAAAAAGAAUGAUGAUAAGUGACUUGCAUUUGAAGCAUGUUAAUGUAGGGGAUAUUGUAUGAUAUAACAGAGUGCUAUAAUGUUGGACUUUCAAUUGUACAUAAGAGUUUUCAUAUAUAUAUAUAUAUAUAUAUAUAUAUAUAUAUAUAUAUAUAUAUAUAUAUAUAUAUAUAUCUAUAUUAUUAUUAUUAUUAAUAUUAAUAUUAUUAUAUAACUUUUACAAAAGAGUAUUUGAAUCUAUUCUGUGCAUGGUCCGAUCAGAGUGAUGCUAUUUUUCCUAUCUUUUUAUAAACCUCCCAGCCCUGGUGCCUUACAGCAUGAACAAAAAAAUUCUGUGAGUCGGUCAUCUGUCUCUCAGGGCGAGACGCUUCUUCUUUUGUGAAAUGGGAAUGUUUUCCUGCACUUGAAAUUAAGAUAAACACUACAAUCUUUAGCUACGACUUUGCGAUACGAUUUGCGAUACAUACUCGCUGGACUUGAACAGAGGAAACAGUUCAGGCCUAGCACGGUACAAUAAGAUCGAGGGUGGGUGAAGAAACUGCAAAAUUAGCACUUUUGAAUAGUAAGUAUAAUGAGAUUUAAUGCAAUUCUCAAGACGUGUAGGAAGGUUGAAAUUUUCACACUAAAUGCAGAAAUCAAACCGUAAUGGAAUAAACUGUGAUUGUCAUCAUUUGCCCAGCCUCAAAAUGUAGGGAAAAACAAGAAAAGAUUCAGUUCUUCCAUUUUCUGAAGGUACCAAAUGUUAGCAAUUGCCAGUGGUACAAAGAAACGGUACUAUUCGGGUUUAUAUUUAAAUCUACACCAUUGGGGGAACUCGUGUAUGAGGACCUCUACAGAAAAGAAAGUGUGGCAUUGCUGGAAAUUUCUUAGCGUAAGACAAAAGGGAUAAAAGAUCAACAAGCAAAGGGCAUCAUUAUCUGUGUUAGCUAGCUUUCAGGAGACUUUUUUUUUUUGCAAUGUCUACACAUAGGGAAUGGCCAGUAUCUUCAGUAAACACCAUUAGAUAAUGCUAGGUCAACGUUCCUAAACGCCUCAUUAGCUAAUGCUAACUCUAGCCUUUUUUAAACCAAAUAAUAGAUACUAAGCAAAUAACUUAAAUCUGUGAGGCGUUUUUUUUUUCUCCUACACAGAAACCAAACUGAGGGAAUUGUUUGUUAGAAGAGCUAGCUACAAUAUGUUACUGCAAUUCUGUCACUCUGUUACACAACUAACUAUUUUUAUACAGCUAGGUUUUAGCUAACCAGCUAAUUCGGAAUGAAGAGAGGAAAAUCAUGUUUUUCUUCCUCAGAAAAGGUUUUUUACCUGCUAAUGUCCACAGCUUAAGCAACAUAGCCGACUUCUUCACCUUCCUUUCAGAUUAAUUUAUUGAAUUGAACUCGUGUGGCUGUACAUUUGCAACGCUGACAAACAAAAGAAAAAAGGAAAAAAAAAAGUUGACGUGGCAAGUUGACAUGUCUAUUAAAAAUUCUUGACCUUUGA